Molecule: messenger RNA, 1377 nt
Organism: Olea europaea var. sylvestris
Lineage: Eukaryota; Viridiplantae; Streptophyta; Magnoliopsida; Lamiales; Oleaceae
Exons: 2
Coding region: 255-1265 (336 amino acids)
Biological process (GO): RNA processing
Source: RefSeq, a predicted model, not a curated record
UUAUAUAUAUUCAUUGAUGCUACCAAAAAUAAGGACCCUAUAUCGAGCCAGGAAUCCUUUGGCUGAAGAAAGAAAAUUUUGAUUGGGAACUUACCAUAAUGAAAAUGGAUUCUUUAUCAUAAGUACUGCAUUGUUGAAGAUUUGGGACGCCGUGUAAGGGAUCAGAUUAAUAGUUCGUUCCUUUCUUCAGAGCUUCGUUCACCACCUGUUUGUUAAAAUUCCUGAGAAGCCAAACUAGCAUAUUUACAUACAACAUGGGAAGAAAGAAAGCAAACGGUAAAGGGCUUAAUGCAACAUCCGGAUCACAACGACAAAUUUCCAUGAUGCUGAGGGAAGAGUCAACUGGGAAGAAACGUGGCAAUCUGAGUGCGGAAACCAUGUUGAAACUCGAUUACAUGAAGGACAUUGCUAUAUGGGCUAGUGUAGAAGCAAAGAUUCCUCCGCUUGGUGCUUUGUAUGGCCGGCAGUUGGCUGCUUCCUAUGAAGCAUUGGGCAUUCCUCCUGACCCUUCUCUUUUCUUUUGCGAAAGUUGUGAAUCUAUCCUUGAACCUGGUCAAAAUUGUACAGUCCGGAUUGAGACGAACAAGGCAAAGACAAGACGUAGACGCAAGAAAAUGAAGAUUUCCACAAAAAAUAAUGUGGUUUACACAUGCAAUUUUUGUUCUCAUCGAAAUAUUGUGAGAGGAACUCCAGAAGGCUAUAUGAAAGAGACUUGUCAAUCAAAAGCUGAACAACUUUCAGACUCCAAUCUUGCUAAAUCUGAAGUAGCAUCUACCAAUAUUGACGCUAAUGAGGUGAAAAAUACGGUUGGUUUACCUGUAGCAACAGCUGUAGAGGGACCUGACACAGUUAUUGAAGCAUCAUCUACCAAUAUUGAGGUUAACGAGGUGAAGAAUACGGUCAUUUUACCUAUAGCAAGAGCUGUAGAGGGACCUAACACAAUUGUUGAAGUAGCAUCUACCAAUAUUGAGGCUAAUGAGGUAAAGAAUACAGUUGGUUCACCUGUAUCGACAGUUGUAGAGUGUACUGGCACAGUUAGUCCAGGAACUCCAUUAUUGGAAUCGAUGAGGAGGAAAAGAAGUAGGUCGAGCAUCAAGAAAGUCUCUCAAACUGAAAGUAGCGAAGUUAAUGCUAAUGCAGAGAACGUUGUUAGUGCAUCGAAGAAGAGGAAGAGGAAAUCUUGGACAAGUUUGAAGGACAUUGUGGAGAACAACAAAAACAACGAUACUUACCAGAAGCUUACCAACUUAACAAUUCCAUUUUAGUUAAUGCUAAUGGUUUGAAUGUACUUACCAAUUCCAACAACUCGAGAGUUUUGAGUUAUAAAAUUUAAAUGCAAUAUUUAAAUCUUAAUCCAAAUGGAUUGCAAAAUUUAAA